This is a messenger RNA of Xylaria bambusicola, 2946 nucleotides long. Its product is annotated as ABC transporter-like protein. The transcript has 3 exons. Gene Ontology annotation, cellular component: membrane. Gene Ontology annotation, molecular function: ABC-type transporter activity; ATP hydrolysis activity; ATP binding. The coding region runs from base 1 to 2946 and encodes 981 amino acids. The record is from RefSeq and is a predicted model, not a curated record. Lineage: Eukaryota; Fungi; Ascomycota; Sordariomycetes; Xylariales; Xylariaceae. Gene Ontology annotation, biological process: transmembrane transport.
AUGGCCGCCUUUGUCGUGGAAUCAGGUGACGGCCCGGUUGAGAGCAUAUUAGCAUUUACGCAAUACCUAUACCCAGGCUUGCUCUUGCUUAUUCUGUUGCUCUUUGGAGCCAUUUACUCCAUAUACACAGCCAGAAACAGAGGAGAUGUUAUUGUUCCUACUGUCACAGGCCCUGGUGGCAAACCCUUACCUGUCACGAAGAAGCGAUCUGUUGGCGAUAAAUCUCAAGAAUCCGAUGAAAGAUUCUCUCCAGCCACCAGGGCGCUCUUUCAGUGGCUCUAUACCGCGGUAACCCUAACUUUCGUCGCCCAAGGCGCAGCUAUUGCCACACAUGCACUUCUUCAGAUAAGUCCUGACGGUGACCAUACCUGGUGGUGCGGCGAAGCCAAAACAGUCUACACCCUAGGCUCGGCUUUUCUGUAUCUAUAUGUGUUCAUCACAUUGUUUGAAAACAAACACCAGCCAGGACCAGUGUUCAUACUCACGUGGGUGAUUGCCCUGUGCAUGGAGAUUAUCAUCUUCACCUGCGAUGCCAUCAUCCUGUCCCAACCUCACAAGAUCAUGGUUCAUUUAGCCCCUGCUAGAUAUGUGACCGUCGACGACAUGAGUGAGUGGGACAUUAUUGAUCUGAGCCUGUCCUGUACUCGCGUGUGUAUGAUUGCGGGCAGUGUCGUGCUGUGGUUUACAUUGGCAUUAAUAGGCUGCCGAGCCGAACGUGAGAAAUGUAAGCGUGAGCAGGAGUACCAUUCCGAAGCCGAUGAGAACACACCACUCCUGAACCCAGACAUGAGUGACUACCGCACGAAUGGCCAUAGUGCAUCAGGCAUGAAUGGAGCUUGUGAUGGGCCCACUAGUGGCGAUUCGAGUUACGCCAUGGUUGACGACGACGCCGGGUUCUACCGCCCGGAGAAGCUCCCUCAGACAACCUGGUUGGAGUAUCUACGUGGUUAUUCUGUUUUCUUCCCCUAUAUGUGGCCGACAAAAAAGCUCAGGCUCCAAUUAAUCGUUGUUCUCUGCUUUAUCCUGCUUGUUCUACAAAGAUGGGUUAACAUCAUGGUGCCGUAUCAGAUUGGACGUGUUACCAAUGAACUCACAGAGCCACAUGAAUCUAACCCAAACGGGAAGGGCCUACAGAUGCCAUGGGCUUCACUUGGACUCCUUAUUUUGUAUAAGCUGCUUCAAGGUCCGUCUGGUCUUCUUGGAUCAUGGAGGUCCAUGCUAUGGAUCCCUGUUUCGCAGAAUGCGUAUCGAGCGUUGACCACGUCUGCUUUUGAGCAUGUGCAUUCGUUGAGCCUCGACUUUCACCUUGGAAAACGGACUGGCGAGGUUCUAUCGGCACUGAACAAAGGUGCCUCGGUUAAUUCAUUUCUUGAACAGGUUACUUUCCAGGUUUUCCCCAUGAUUGUGGAUCUAUUCGUAGCAAUCAGCUACUUUUACUUCAGAUUCGAUGCCGUUUAUGCCGUAAUUGUCUGCAUUGUCACAUUUUAUUACCUGCUCCUUACCAUUCGUCUCGCAUCUCAAACAGCAAACCAACGAAGAGCCAUGUCAAAUGCUGACCGAGAAGAAGAGGCGGUUAAAAAUGACUCUAUCAUAUCGUAUGAGACAGUUAAAUACUUCAAUGCGGAGGAGUUUGAAUUCAAUCGCUAUCGAGACGCCAUCAAAAACUUCCAGAAAGCCGAAGCUCAAGUUACCUGGAGCAUUAGCUCAAUGAACAUGUACCAAUCAUUGGUGUUCAUGACAGGGAUGCUAGCCGCUGUGAUGGUUGGAGCCUAUCAGGUCACACAAAAGCAACGUGAGGUUGGAGAUUUUGUCGCCCUCAUCACCUACCUUGGUCAAUUACAAGGCCCGCUGAAUUUCUUUGGCACCUUUUAUCGGACUGUUCAGCAGGCCAUGAUUUCGGGAGAGCGGCUCUUGGAACUCUUCAAGCAGCGCCCGACGGUGAUAGAUCGUCCCGGUGUUCCUAAGCUGACUUCAUGCAGCGGCCAUGUAGAGUUCUCCAAGGUCAAAUUCGCCUAUGACCAGAGAAAGCCAGCUCUACGAAACCUCACUUUUGAAUGUCGACCAGGUACUACAACUGCUCUAGUCGGGGAGUCUGGCGGUGGCAAAUCUACCCUGUUCCGGCUGCUGUACCGCUAUUUUAAUUGCCAAGCUGGUAGCAUCCGAGUAGAUGGCCAGAAUGUCAAGGACGUCACUAUUGAUUCAGUACGGCGCUUCAUAGGGGUAGUGCCGCAAGACACAAUCAUGUUCAAUGAUACGCUUAUGUACAACCUCAAGUACGCCAAUCAGAACGCAACCGAUGAAGAUGUCAUCGCAGCCUGUCAAGCGGCAAGCAUCCACGAUAAGAUUAUGUCUUUCCCAGACAAAUACUAUACCAAAGUUGGCGAGCGUGGUCUCAGACUCAGCGGUGGCGAAAAACAACGAGUAGCUAUUGCAAGAACACUCUUGAAGAACCCCAAGAUCAUAAUGCUUGAUGAGGCCACAUCGGCCCUAGAUACGCAUACCGAACAACAAAUCCAAUCUCGGCUUGCUAGUAUUGGCCGUGGCCGUACUAUGCUAAUCAUCGCGCAUCGGUUAUCUACAAUUACACACGCCGACCAAAUCCUGGUUCUCAACCAAGGUACCAUUGUGGAGAAAGGAACGCAUGAAGAGCUGUUGGAGUUGAAUGGCAAAUAUGCAUCUAUGUGGAAUCGGCAGGCCAAAGCUGAGAAAGCUGCGGAAGAUGCUAGAGCCGCUUACCGCAAGGCAGAAAAGCUGAUGCGCAAAGCCAAUAUCCCUUCUCCUGGAGGAGAACAUGGCUGUAAACAGGGUCAACAAGGCCUAGACGAGUCCAGUAGCUCGUCGGAUGAGUCAACUACCCCGAGCGGCAGCAGGCUCGCCGCACAACACGAACCCGCUGCGACCUACGAAGGUCGCAUCCAGAGUCACCCGAUGUCACCAAAACCGUAA